AUGAGAACCGUUCGCCGAAGAUUGCGUCGCUCGGUCAGGGCGGAGGUGUUUCGCGAGUACUGUGCCAACAGUUCCAUCCACGGCGUGCGUUACUUCGAUCGAGAUGAGCGAACAUCCUGCGAAAGAUUCUGGUGGCUGGUGGUGUUUCUGCUCUCGAUGGCCGGGUGUGGUGUAAUGAUUUACAAGACGUACGUGAAAUGGAACCAGGUCCCAAUCAUUGUAACCUUUUCGGAGAAAACCACCCCCGUGUGGGAUAUGCAUUUCCCCGCCAUUACCAUCUGUCCCGAGACGAAGAUAUCGGUGGCAAAGUUCAACUUUACUGCCGAAGUAAACGAUCUGCUGGGAAUGUUCCGUUUUGCAAACCGUACAAUACGUGAAGAUUUAGUCGGGCAAAUUAAAGCUGUUUCGCAACUGUGCAACUUUAUGUUUCAUGAAAUGAACGAUUGGUUAAACUACAUAAACGGUACGGAAGAUAAUGUUGUUGGUGUGAUGAAAAAUUUAUCCCUGGCGCGAAAGGAAGUAAUCGUAGUUUGCAUUUAUGGGAAUGCGUACACGUACUGUCUAGAUUAUAUAAGCGAAACAAUCACGGAAGAAGGUCUUUGCUACACCUUCAAUAUGAGACCGGAAAGUGAGAUAUUUCGCAAAGGGGCACUUCACACCGAGUACAACUAUACGGAGGAUUGGUACACGCGGCAUUAUUCGCGGCAUGUGGCACACGACGAGGAGCUACCACUGUACGCCCGAGGUGCAGGAUUGCAUGCUGGGCUUAUGCUGUAUCUAAAGCAUUCCAGGGACAACACCGACUAUAUGUGCACGGUACGUACGAGCCCUUCAUUUCGAAGUUUUGGAAAUCUUCUUUCACACCUUCUUUCACAGGGAUUCUCACAAGGAUACAAGGUGAUGAUACACGACCCGGACGAAUAUCCGCAGGUUUCGAUGCGCAACAUGCGCCUACCGCUCGGCAACGAGAUCUCCAUCGCGCUAAAGCCACAGAUGAUCGUCACCUCGCAAUCUGCCGCCGACUACAGCUGGGAGAAGCGCCAGUGCUUCUUCAACCAUGAGCGCCGGCUGCGGUUCUUUCAGAUCUACAACCAGCAAAACUGUGAACUGGAGUGUUUAACGAACGUGACCCUCGAAUUAUGCAAAUGCGUGCGCUUCUCGAUGCCGCGUGCCAACGAGACGAAGGUGUGUGCGCUAUCGAUGUGGCACUGUAUGAACAGUGCGAAAUGGUUUCUGCGCCCAGUGAAUCGAGAAGCUCUACAACAUCAUGAGCAUUUGACAGAGAUGGUCAAGCGAUGUAACUGUCUGCCGGCCUGCAGCUCGGUGCAUUACGAUGCGGAGGUUACCCAAACUACGCUCGACAUGGAAAGUUUCUUGCGAGCACACAAAGAUCUCCAACCUGACGCGUUCAACGAUUUCAUGCUCACUACGGUGGCGAUCUACUUCAAGGAGUCGUACUUCAUCACAUCGAAACGGUCGGAGCUUUACGGUUGGGUUGAUUUUCUUGCAAACUGUGGCGGACUGUUAGGACUGUUCAUGGGUGUGAGCUUUCUCAGCCUGCUGGAGAUAUUUUACUUCCUCACAAUACGCCCGUUCUCGGCACGCAAGAAAAUACACGCUACUGACCAGCGAAAGCCGAACGAGGUGCACAAUUCCUUGCUGGCCGUAGUAACGAAAGUUGAUUAG
Anopheles marshallii is the source of this 1686-nucleotide messenger RNA. RefSeq names its product pickpocket protein 28-like. Gene Ontology annotation, cellular component: membrane. Gene Ontology annotation, biological process: sodium ion transmembrane transport. Gene Ontology annotation, molecular function: ligand-gated sodium channel activity. The transcript is spliced from 4 exons. The record is from RefSeq and is a predicted model, not a curated record. The coding region runs from base 1 to 1686 and encodes 561 amino acids. Lineage: Eukaryota; Metazoa; Arthropoda; Insecta; Diptera; Culicidae.